GUCUUGGCUAAACUGUCGUCACCUGACCGACCUGUCAAAAAAGAAGGCCAGACGCAGUAGGGAUGAAUUUCUUCUAAUUUUGCCGAAAUUAUUUUAUUUUCGGCAUGAAUAAGUUACUAGGAGUGGCCCUUCUGCUGUUAGCAGCGUACCCUUGCGUAAAGGGACAAUACGAGGACGCUAGAUGCAAAUGCAUUUGCCCUAACCCUUCGGUGGUAAAUGCAUCGACUGAUUCCAACAGAAAAUACUACAUAGGCAACGUUCCGCCAAAUAAAUGCAACUGCGACUCUGUCGUCCUGGCAAAAGUGGGCGACCUAAUCAAAGGCAAAGAGCAAGAAUUCUGUCCUCGAUGCGAAUGCAAAUACGAGAGUCGAAACACUACAACUAUUAAGGUUGUGGUGAUAAUUGUUUUAUGGGCAGUCUCACUUCUCGUCGUGUACAUGUUGUUCCUCGUCUGCCUCGAACCACUGAUCAGUGGUCGAACAGGCAAGACUUAUCAGGAGCACGUGAAUGAAGACGAGAGUCACCAGAUGACGACCACCCAGCAGCAAGGCGGUGUCCUGGAUAGAGUAGGACACCAACAGGACAAGUGGAAAAGGCAAGUGCGCGAGCAAAGGAGGAAUAUUUACGAUCGGCAUACUAUGCUUAACUGAAUGGAGCCUCAAACUAAAUGAGUGCAAAAUUCAGAUUCAACAUUCUUGUCUCAUAAUAUUAAGAUUGUUUAGUGACAGAAUUUAUUAAUUGAUUAAUGUUUUCAGUGAUAUGUGUUCUCCAGAAUAAAGUAAAUAUUAUAAUAUACCUUAAAAAAA
Neocloeon triangulifer is the source of this 806-nucleotide messenger RNA. RefSeq lists its product as uncharacterized. The transcript is spliced from 3 exons. Gene Ontology annotation, cellular component: lysosomal membrane. Lineage: Eukaryota; Metazoa; Arthropoda; Insecta; Ephemeroptera; Baetidae. The coding region runs from base 105 to 650 and encodes 181 amino acids. The record is from RefSeq and is a predicted model, not a curated record.